GUCAUUUCGUUUCGACUUCCGUUGCCGAUGUUGAUUCUUGAACGAUUGUUUGUUAACUUCAAUAACUUGUCAAUUAUUGUAGUUAGGCUACUUGUUGAACAUUGAACAAAAAGCUACUUUCAAUUGAGACACAGUUUUAUUAGUAUUUACUGCGUUUCGUAAAAAUGUCAUAGUUUUCUCAGACUAAUACAUCAGGAUCUGCAUUAUUUGUGAUUGGCUGUAAACAGAUUUGAAAAUGGAAGUAAAACGUUGUAGUUUGAGAAAAUCGCUAUCAUCCAGACAUUCCAAAAGCACAAAUGAAUUGGAAUCUGAAGAUGACGCAGGGCCUACAAAUCUUGAUUGUAUUGAACCUGGACUAUGGCUUGGAAACUUGACCGCAGCUAUGGAUUUGGAUAUGCUGGAGGAUAGAAAGAUCAAUCACAUUUUGACUGUCGAUUCAUGUCCGCUGCCAAGAAACAUACUUUCGAUACCAAGUAUCAAGAGCAUGUAUGUUCAAGUUACAGAUAUACCUUGUGAAGACUUGUUGAGUCAUUUUGAGGAUACGUACAAAUUUAUUUCUGAUGGACAGUCGAAUGGUGUCGUGCUUGUUCAUUGCUAUUUCGGUGUUUCAAGGAGCGCAACUAUCGUUAUCGCAUAUUUUAUGAAAAAAUACCAGCUGCCAUUCAAAGAAGCUUAUGAGAUGGUUAAGAAGCAGCGUCGUUUUGUUGGGCCGAAUAGAGGAUUUGAAGCGCAGUUGAAACUAUAUGAGCGAAUGUGCUAUCAUAUAGAUCGCAGUAAUGCCCAAUUUCGCAUGUACAGAUUGGCGAUUGCUGCCGAUAAAGUCAGGAAAGUGAAAAUUCUUCCUCAAGACUGUUUGGAUGUGGUGAAACCAGAUCCGGCUUUGAUCACUGUCAGGCCUGAUCCAUUAGUGUAUCGAUGCAGGAAAUGCAGGCGUAUUGUAGCAUCAGCCAGCAACAUAGUACCUCACGCUGCCAGGGAAAAGCCUUCGUGGAAAACUGAAAACUGGCCUCCUGUUGAGCCGGAAAAGUCGCUGUGCAACCUGACCUACUUUGUGGAGCCAAUGACCUGGAUGAAAGCUGCUAUUCAGUCGGAGCAGGGCAAAAUCUACUGUCCCAAGUGCAGCUCCAAGAUUGGUUCAUUCAGCUGGAUUAUGGGGUGUCAGUGCCCCUGUGGAGCCAAGGUUUCUCCGGCAUUCUACUUGGCGCCCUCAAAGGUGGAGUGGAGCAACUUUGUUCAGAAUGUUCAGGUUACUGUUUAAAAUUAUCUGCAUGUGAUAAGGUAAUGUGAUAGAUGUAAUUAUCGAGCAGUUCAAAUCAAACUAGUCAUUAGAAUAUAAGUGAAAGAAUUUCAGAUUAUUUUGUAGGUUUUAUUUUUUAAUAUUCGACAACAGAGUAUAACUAGCCAUAGGAAUUUGUGAAAGAAUUUCAGGUAAUAUUUUUUAAUCUUAGUCUUACUAGUCAUUAGAAUUUGUGAAAGAAUUUCAGAUUAUUUUGCGUGUAUUUUCUAUGCAUUUGUUAUUCAAAUGGCAUAAAAAAUUGUUCCAGUUGUAAUUUAAAAGUACAUACAAGCUCAGAUGAACGAAAGGGACAUCAUUAACAGUUUGAAAAAGAAAGUUUACAUGUGUAUGCAUCAACUAGAGUUCCCCCCCCCCUGUUAUCUAAUUGUCUAGAUAGAGGAUGUUGAAGAUUCGAAAAUAUUACGUAUCGUGGACUUCCAGGAGGGAGUGUAAGAUAAGUCCACUGUAAAAUAUACUGUACCAAUGUGUAUACACAUAUGAGUUGUAUACACGUUAAACCGUGUGUUACUUUCAUUUUUUUCAGCGACCUCGCUUGUAUCACAAAUGCUUAUAGAACGUAGGGCACUACGUGUGUUGGAAAGUUUGGUAUGGGUGCAUUAAUGCCAGACGAAUUAGGAAGCUACUAGAAGUAGCAAAAUAAUGACAAUUCUUACUAUUUAAUUUAAUUAACUUAAAUUUAUUUAAUUCAUAUAACAUUUGGGAUGACUAUUCUGAUGAAUACCACUCAUUAUAUUCCUGAUGAUAUAUCCAGGUGUGUAAUGGCAUUAAAUUAUUAUCAUAAUUUUUCACAUGGAUGUCACCGGUAGAGAUUCUCUCAUCCAAAAUGCUAUCUUUAAUUAACCAAGUUGUGGGUACAGUAUGCCAUGUAGCCCUUAAUAGUUACACGUCGUACAUUAGUCAAGUCACAUAUUACUGGACCAUUAAUUGAAUGUGUAUUACCAUACAAAUCGGAAUAGGAAACCACGUCUUUAGUGGUUGAUACAACUAUGCCUUGAUAUUCGUAGAACUCCUUGAUAUCAAGUGUAUCAAAUAUUGGUAUUGAGGCCGUAACCUCUGAACAUAAGUAAGUGUUGCUAUGGUACAAGCAUCCCGACAAGUCUCGCCUAACAUUUAUCCCUAUAUGGGUCGGUCCAACAGCUGAUACAACAUCAGUAUAAUUGUUUAAUCGAAAGGCAAAAGCUACACCUGCAGAAGUAAGAGCCGAUUUAAUAUAUGGGGCUAUGAUUAUGGCACGAAAGUAACCUAGACUUAAUACGGUGGACAUAUCAACAUGUAUGCGAGCAUAAGUAUAAAACAACAAUGGGUUGUCUACAUAUAUGGAAUCUUUCAUUCCUAAAAACUUCUCGAUAACGUCGUCAACAUCUCAGGUGGUAUUAAUGCGGAAUUGAUCGUUCCGCUUCGGAUGGCGUCUAAAAUGGAACUCACUUUAGCAUGCAUUUUAGUAUUGAUGAUCUCGGCCACCAGUCGCAAUGAAGUCUUGCAUAUACGCAGAUCCAGUUCGGUGAUGUUAUCUUUCAACUUAAACAUAUUACAUAUAGGCUAUAUAUUCGACUGAUUUUGAGGAAUGUGCCUCAACUAUUUUAAGAAUCAUGCGCAUUUCAAGAAUCUGAUUUUGCAAAUCAUCAAUAGUAAACCAGUUCCAAAUGAUGCCAACCAUUGAUACUCCAAUACCGUCUACAGCAGCAGCACCUAUUAUUAGGGGGACUAACCUUUUCCUACGCUUUCCGAUCAUGGAUCCAACACCUCGGCCAAUUGAUUGCACUUCAUCGUAAGCAGUAUGUCCACGUAGGAAAUCUUGAAAAGAUGAAUUAAAUGCGCCUUUACACAUGCGAGCUCAAGUACCUAGAUCUAAAGUUACUGGUGCACUAACCUCACCAUCGUACAUGGCUACAAGGUCUGGGGUCAUAAAUGUAUUGAGCCGUGAGGAUAAUUUAUUACAAUUGCAAUCAACAUACGCGAGUUUAGGGAGGAACAAGCCUAUAAUCAAAAGGGUUCGGGUGUAAUCCAUAAUUAAAAUAAUGUCAAACAUAGGAAAAUUGGCAGCAAUUAUGUGCAUUAUGGUAAUGUUGAAAUGGUAAUAUUUUGCGCAUGCGUCCUGUCUAUUUUCGAUGCUUAUGCAAAGAAGCCUUACGCUCGCGUUUGCUAUUGGCAGUCGUUACGAUCAAUGGGGGAUUGGGUGCAGUCGUAUCAUUGACAGGACAAGCCUCAGGGGGUGAACUGGAAUUAAAUGGGCGUUUUAGACGUAUUUAAUGCCGCGAUUUGAGAAUCAAUGAUGGAGCGAACAUCACUAGAAAUUUGAUGUGGCGAAACCACUGUCACUGGAUGGAAAAAUUUGUAAUGUGGAGAGUUUGGUUUAAUAACCAUACCUUUGAUGGCGCUAUCUGUAUUAUUAAUUAAUGUUAGGACUUCACUUAUAUGGAUGUCGUUUUCAUAAUUGAGGUCUAGAUCAAUUUUCCUUCUAACUGAUAAAUUAGUGUCCAUGGGCAUAGAGUGUAAUAGAUUUGAGAUAUCAUGGGUUGAAAUUUCCUUCUGACUCAUUGGAAUAAAAUGGUAAACUACUAUGAUAACUUCUCUCAGAUUAGUGGCGACCUGUUGGUCGGAGAUACUCUUGUGGUAUCUGU
Nilaparvata lugens (brown planthopper) is the source of this 3918-nucleotide messenger RNA. Its product is annotated as dual specificity protein phosphatase MPK-4-like. The record is from RefSeq and is a predicted model, not a curated record. Gene Ontology annotation, molecular function: protein tyrosine/serine/threonine phosphatase activity. The coding region runs from base 236 to 1258 and encodes 340 amino acids. NCBI's taxonomy places the organism in Eukaryota, Metazoa, Arthropoda, Insecta, Hemiptera, Delphacidae. Gene Ontology annotation, cellular component: nucleus. Gene Ontology annotation, biological process: protein dephosphorylation. The transcript is spliced from 8 exons.